This is a messenger RNA of Tachysurus fulvidraco (yellow catfish), 5053 nucleotides long. It is a transcript of the gene brinp1, whose product is annotated as bone morphogenetic protein/retinoic acid inducible neural-specific 1. The record is from RefSeq and is a predicted model, not a curated record. The transcript is spliced from 7 exons. Gene Ontology annotation, biological process: positive regulation of neuron differentiation; negative regulation of mitotic cell cycle. Lineage: Eukaryota; Metazoa; Chordata; Actinopteri; Siluriformes; Bagridae. The coding region runs from base 1 to 2223 and encodes 740 amino acids.
AUGACUUCAGAGUCCAUAAUUAUCCGAUCAUCUGAAGCCAUGCAGCAGAAAUUUGAGUUUAUCGGUUACUACCCCCAGACGCCGAGGCAAUAUCAUUUAAUGCCACCGAAGGAAGCAAGCAAGCAGGUUGCAUCUUGCACAUCUUUCUCUUGCAGGGAGUUUGCACGUUGGAAGGUGAGGAACACAGCCAUUGAGCGGCGGGAUCUGAUCAGCAAUCCCGUACCCCUCAUGCCCGAGUUCCAGAGGAGCAUGAGGCUUCUGGGACGGCGUCCGUCCACACAGCACUUCAUCGACACCAUCAUCAAGAAAUAUGGUACUCACAUCCUCAUCUCGGCUACGCUCGGAGGUGAGGAGGCUCUCACCAUGUACAUGGCAAAGAACAAGCUGGACAGGAAGAUGGUGAACGCAACGCAGGGGGUGGAAGCGCUGCACCAACUCGCCUCGUCUUACUUCAUCGACCGCGACGGCACCAUGCGCAAACUCCACGAGAUCCAGAUCUCCAGCAAUGCCAUCAAGGUAACGGAGACGAGGACCGGGCCUCUCGGUUGCAGCACCUACGAUAACCUGGACUCGGUGAGCUCGGUGCUGCUGCAGAGUCCAGAGAGCAAACUACACCUGCAAGGUCUCCAGGUGAUUCUUCCUGAGUACCUGCAGGAGAAGUUUGUGCAGUCUGCUUUAAGCUACAUCAUGUGCAACGGCGAGGGAGAGUAUGUGUGUCGCAGCAACCAGUGCAUCUGCCAGUGCGCUGAUGAAUUCCCACAAUGCAACUGUCCCACCACCGACCUGCAGAUCAUGGAGAACACGCUCCGGGGAAUGUCCGAGUCCUGGGCGGCUUCCUACAAGGACUUCGAAAACUCAGAUGAGUUCAAGUCGUUCCUAAAGCGUCUGCCCUCCACACACUUCCUGCCAGUGAGCAGUGUUCACCUGCUGUGGGGGAGCGACUGGGACCUGCAGGCUCGUUACCGGCUGCUUCAGAGCUCCCUCGAGGUCCUGAGGCUGAAGAUUCAGCGCACGGCACGUAAACUGUUCAGCCUUAGCAUCCGCUGUCAUCACAACCCCAACCAUCAGAUGCCGAGAGAGAGGUCUGUUCUGCAGUGGCUGAACCGGGUGCAGUCCUUCCUCUACUGCAAUGAGAAUGGCUUCUGGGGCACCUUCCUGGAGAGCCAGCGCACGUGCGUUUGCCACACGGGCAUCACUUUGUGCCAGCGUCCUAUCCCGUGCGUGAUCGGCGGCAACAACAGUUGUGCCAUGUGCAGUUUGGCUAACAUAUCUCAGUGCGGCUCGUGCAACAAGGGCUACAAGCUGUACCGUGGGCGCUGCGAACCGCAAAACGUGGACUCGGAGCGUAGCGAGCAGUUCAUCAGUUUCGAGACGGAUCUGGACUUUCAGGACUUGGAGCUGAAGUACCUGUUGCAGAAGAUGGACUCGCGCUUGUACAUCCACACCACUUUCAUCAGCAACGAGGUGCGUCUGGAGACCUUCUUCGACCCGCGCUGGCGCAAACGCAUGUCUCUGACGUUGAAGAGCAACAAGAACCGCAUGGACUACCUGCACAUGAUGGUGGGCUUGUCUAUGAAGAUUUGUCAGAUGCGGAACAGCAGCAUGGACCCCAUGUUCUUUGUUUACGUCAACCCAUUCAGCGGAAGCCACUCGGAAGGAUGGAGCAUGCCGUUCGGUGAACAUGGGUACCCCCGCUGGGAGAAGGUCCGGCUCCAGAACUCGCAAUGUUUCAACUGGACCCUGAUGUUGGGAAACCGCUGGAAGACCUUCUUUGAGACGGUGCACAUCUACCUGCGCAGUCGUGCCAAGGUGCCCACUGUCCUGCGCAACGACACCGGCCAUGGCCCCGUAGACCUCUCCGACCCAAACAAGCGCCAGAUCUAUAUAAAGAUCUCUGACAUCCAGGUGUUCGGCUACAGCUUGCGCUUCAACUCCGACCUUCUCCGGAGUGCCGUCCAGCAGGUCAACCAGUCCUACACGCAAGGGACGCAGUUUUACUCAUCCUCGUCCAUCAUGCUUCUGCUCCUGGAUAUCAGGGACAGGAUUAACCGCCUGGCCCCUCCGGCGGCGCCUGGUAAACCCCAGCUAGACCUGUUCUCCUGUAUGCUCAAGCACCGACUCAAGCUCAACAACAGCGAGAUGAUCCGUGUCAAUCACGCACUGGACAUGUACAACACGGAGAUCUUGAAACAGUCGGACCAUCUGACUACCAAACUUUGCUGAAAGUUAAACGCUAACAAAAGGUGCAAACUCGCCACCGAGCAACAUUCGGAGAGGACGUACAACGAUUCUUUUUAUUUCCCUUUCCUUUGGGACUUUUUUUGCUUUUUUGAUGUACUAUUAACAACUUUGUAAGUGUAAUUGUUAAAUAAGAAACUAAAAAUACAGAGAUUAAGCCUUUUAGUUCACUGCUGAAGGAAGAGAAAAAAAAAUGAACAUGACUGUACCAUAUUUGUCCGAGCAUGUCUGUCACUUCCAAAUGGAUCAUUAAAAGAAAAGAAAAAAAAAUGACACACAUAAAUAUAUAAAUAUAUAUUAAUAAAUUCAACAUCCGAUGAUGACAAAGAGGCCUUGAUAUUACUCAGAGGGAACAAAGGUCCAUCUGAAACUGCCAUUCUUUACUGGGUAAGGUUUGUAGAGAAUCAGCGAAGCGGACGAGAGAUUCUUUUAAUUUGAAGACUUUCAGCAUACAGAGCAUCUCGCUAGUCUUAGGUCCGUCCGGUUUAAAGACGACAGGAAGUCAUUAUCUGUAUAGCGUUCCUUCUUCCUCUGUUUAAUCGUCCCUCUGAGUGUGCUUGGCAUGAUACAAGGCAGAAAGGAAACAUUCUCCACUAAAACAGCUGUUUAUAGCUCCAGUUGUGUUGACGCCUAACGCUAAUCGCUGCUUGCUAGUCGCUCACGUCAUUUGAGAACGAGCGACCGAAGCUGAUCCUGAUUUAUUUUGCUUUGUGACCGAGAGCGAUUUGUCUGUGGUUUUGAAGGUGAGCGAUCAAUUCUAAAAAAAAAAAAAAGAAAGAAAGAAAGAAAAAAAGAAAGAAAGAAAGAAAGAAAAACAUCCUGCCUGAAACUUCUGACAUGUCAAUGUUUUGAAAUGUUUUAUUUAUUUUUCAUUUUGACUGAUUUUAGUCCGUUACACUUGCGAGAGACGACAUAAAGCCAUAUUUCCCAGGGGAAUAAAAAUGAUAGGCUUGUACGCAUUUAUUUUGAGAAUGAUUUCCUAUCCAGGAAGUUUGUACUGUAUAGUAACGUAGCGGUCCACGAUCACGGAGUACGAAGACGUCGGAUCGCCGCGGCGUUUUCCCGAAGCCAGAUGUGGAGUACAUGUGAAACGACUUCAUGUUGAGUUUAGCCUCGCAUUCGACUCUAUGAUGUGACUUCUUUUUUGGAACUCUUUCUUUUUUUGUACGUUCGUAGUUCGGUUUCUGUCAAACUGAUUCCCAUGUCAUCCUUAAGAUCUCUUACUAUUAUUAUUAUUAUUAUUAUUAUUAUUAUUAUUAUUAUUAGUUAUUAAUUCCCAUUCAGUCUUAUUAAGUGCCUGCUACCUAUCCCUUUAACCAUUUCCACGAAGGUUCCAUGACAUCCUCUUUUCUCGUAUCUCACGUUUCUUCGUGCGUCAGUAAAAAGGGCAGACAGGAAGUUUUGUCCACAUCCUCUCUGUAUUCUGCAUGUAUUUAUAGGAGACUUGAGUCACCUCCUUUGCUGAAAACAUUUAAAGAUGUAUAUUAUGUGUAAAUAGCUUCAUUGCCUUGGUAUAGCCAUGAACGUGAGACUUGACGGCUUUUCUUAGGUCACCGCCAGUUUUUUUCAGCCACGGCAACUCGAGCACAAGACGACGGAUGGAUUGCGAGUCGCUGGGUUAAUUUAUUGAAGUUGAAGGAAAAAUCACCAGCCGGUGCCGAACGCCACCCUUACGACCUCCCUCACCCAUGCAUACAAGCACAUACACUGUCCUUUCGUACGCCUCUUACAGAACGAUGUAGAAUGUGUGACACGAGUGCCGCAUCGCGGUACGCCGCCUCGUGGUACGCCACCUCAUGGUACGCCACCUCGCGGUAUGCUGCCUCGCGGUACGCCACCCUGCGGUACACCACCUCGCCAUGGGUCUGAUCGGCAAACAGCUUUCACUACCUUGUCUAUGUAAUUUCUGCUGUUCUGUUGGAAAAAGAAAGAAAAAAAAAACUAUAAUCAGCUUUCUUCAAAUGAAUGUUUCAUAUAAUAAUCUAUUUCUCAUUAAAAAUGCUAUAUUUAAUACGAAGAGCCGUGCUUGUCUCUACCACUUCCAAGCAGCUUCUGCAUUAACAUCACUGAGCCAUGAGGGAUGAAUAUUUCAUCAUCAUUUUCCUUCAUUUUUAUUUCCAGGACACAAUAAAUUUCACAAUAAAGGUUCGAAGCGUUCGAGCGCUACAACCGUUUCCUACAACAUCAGAGAAUUCAGACGCAAAUAUACAACUUUAUUUCGCUUAUAUUCAUUUUGUUUUGGUUAAUAGUUCACAGUGUGUGAUACGCAGUAUAUAAAUCUGUUUGCUAGCCAUUUUGACUAGCGAUAUUUAUUGAUAAUUUACAGAAAACACACCACGGUUUUUCACGCCACGUUUGACGUCGUGUUAUCGUGGUUUUAAACCCUGAGUACACGAUGGUGUAAUUCACACCUGUGAUGUAGAAGCGGUGUUACGGUGUUAACUCCACAUCACGAUGCCGAACGUGUACAGUGAGAAACGAUGCUGUUAGGAUGUUACGGCUGGUCGCUUAGCAACAGAAACCCGAUCAGAAAGUGAGCAGAGUGUGUGAGGUUAAAACCAGGAAGUAGCUGAACAUCACUGAACAAAAACGGCUUGGUAGAAAGAGUCGGGAGACAAAACACACUGCGAACAUGACGGAAGUGCUCUCCGGCACGAGGGGGAAAUACGGCACACCGAGAAAUUAGAGGGUCCGAUUCUCGCCUCCGCCUUGUGUGUGUGGAGUUUCCAUGUUCUCCCCGAGCCUCGGGGGUUUCCUCCGGGUACUCCGGUUUCCUCACCCGGUCCAAAGACAUGCAUGGUAGGUUGAUUGGCAU